This is a messenger RNA of Cicer arietinum (chickpea), 1591 nucleotides long. RefSeq names its product membrane-anchored ubiquitin-fold protein 3-like. Gene Ontology annotation, molecular function: protein binding. The record is from RefSeq and is a predicted model, not a curated record. Lineage: Eukaryota; Viridiplantae; Streptophyta; Magnoliopsida; Fabales; Fabaceae.
GAAUAAGAAUACAACUGAUUUUGCCAAAAAAAAAAUAAAAAAAAAAAACAAAUAUAACAAAUGCAAAGCAACUAUAGUUGCAAGACCAAGACGAGUCGAGAGUCACACCAACCCUUGUAUUUGCAACACUCGUCGACGUGGCAAAAUACGAGUAGCUUAUAAGCAUUAUAGUUAUGUAGAUCCGGUUGCAGAGAAUAAAAACAAACUGGGUCUCCUCUCGUGACUUAUUAUUACCCAGUAACCGCUCUCUCUGGAACUGUUAAAUCCUCUCUCUCUCUGUGAAAUUCAUACAGACAUAUAUAUAAAGAGAGAGAAAACAAAACGCAAGUGAAGAAAGAAACCAACACGCGCCACGCUCAGAUCUCAACCUCUUCAAUUCACUAUCACUUCUCACUGAUCCUUCAUUAAUGGCUUCUUGACCAGUGACAUCUCUAGUAAGGAUUUUUUGGAGAAGCAAGUGGAUCAUAUGAGGUGUUCAUUUGGUUGGAUUGCUUCACCAGCUAUCAAUUCAGAUGUUCAAUUUUUGCAAGCUUAUUGUAAUAAGGAAAUUCCCCUCAGAGUCACACAGGUUGGUGUUUGACAGCACAUAACAUGCAUGUUGAUUUCACUCUUCGUGUUUAGCCUCAGAACAAUUUUUUUUUUUUGUCGACGAAAAUAUGCAGUAAGGUGAGCAAGGUGAAACCAUAUCCUUUGAUCCAAGGAAGUACUGAUUUGCAGUUCUGCAAGCUUAUCAGAGGUGGACACAGGCUAUCAUGGCAGAAGACGAGGAGCGUAUUGAACUUAAGUUCCGCAUAUAUGAUGGAACCGAUAUAGCACAUGGUGCUUAUCCAGCAUCUACUACAACAGUGGGCGCUCUUAAGCAAAAGCUAAUUGCUGAGUGGCCUCAAGGAAAAACAGUUACACCAAAGUCAGUCAAUGAUAUAAAACUUAUACAUGCAGGUAAAGUUUUGGAAAACAGCAAAACGCUUGCUGAUUCCAGAGUAACUUUUGGUGACAUUCCUGGUGCUAUUACCAUGCAUGUUGUAGUACAACCUCCUAUUCCUAAAAAAAAGACAGAGAAGAAGGCGGAGAAGCAAAAGAUGAAUUCAUGUUCAUGCACUAUCCUGUAGAUUAUAAGGCAUACUUGUGGCUUCCCUUGAAGAUAAGGUUGCAAUUUUUCUACUUUUAACUCUGGGAGAUCAUGGGUAGGCAGUGUGCUAUCCAAUGGUAUUGGGUUAAGACAUGUCUGGCUUUAUCAAAUUGUAGUUGCUUGCUUCUAUUAGUAUUCAAAUAUUCAUUUCUAGUUUGUCUUCGGAGUGAAAUCAGAUAUCAACAUUGUAAAAUCUGACCUCAACAAGUACAAUAAGGGUGUUGCAGACCAUAAACCAUGCCGAGUUGCCGUGGCUGUAUAAUUCCAGCUCCUGCGCGCACCAGCAUAACAUGAAUGCAUAUUUGUAGGGGAAAAAUAUUCCCUCCCCUCUAUACAUAUGAUUUAGCUGGUGGCAUUAAAUGUACCACGUCAAUGUUUAAUGACCGUGCAAAAAAGUGUCAUAGUAUGUCCAAAUAUGGGUUGGUUUUAGUGGAACCUUAUAAGAUUUAUGCCGGCUGAAUA